Molecule: messenger RNA, 933 nt
Organism: Zophobas morio
Lineage: Eukaryota; Metazoa; Arthropoda; Insecta; Coleoptera; Tenebrionidae
Gene: eIF1A
Product: eukaryotic translation initiation factor 1A, X-chromosomal
Exons: 4
Coding region: 141-587 (148 amino acids)
Biological process (GO): translational initiation
Cellular component (GO): cytoplasm
Molecular function (GO): translation initiation factor activity; RNA binding
Source: RefSeq, a predicted model, not a curated record
UACCCAUAAUUCUUUGCGUUGUCUGUGCACUGCCAGAGUCGAGAGACAGACAGCAAAUUACUAGUGAAAUACCACAAAUUCAUGCUUAAUUUUUCAAGAAUUCGUACAGUUUUCAAAGUUUUUGUGUAGUUGAUCCAGCCAUGCCGAAGAAUAAAGGAAAAGGAGGCAAGAACCGCAGAAGGGGUAAAAACGAAAACGAAACAGAAAAACGUGAGUUGGUUUUCAAAGAAGAUGGCCAAGAAUAUGCUCAAGUCACAAAAAUGCUGGGAAAUGGUCGAUUAGAGGCGAUGUGUUUUGACGGUGUAAAAAGGUUAUGUCACAUAAGAGGGAAGCUAAGAAAGAAGGUGUGGAUUAAUCAAGGUGAUAUAAUUCUCAUUGGCUUACGAGAUUACCAAGAUGCCAAAGCAGAUGUUAUUUUAAAAUACACACCAGAUGAAGCUCGUAAUCUGAAAACAUAUGGUGAAUUCCCAGAAUCAGUUAGGAUUAAUGAGACGGUCACAUUUGUUGAAGAAGGAUUUGAUGAAGAUAUCGAGUUUGGAGAUGAUAUUAGUUCAGCAGAUGAAGCCGAUCCUGUUGAUGGUAUCUGAUGUCCAACUUGUUCAGUGCAUCAAUCUUCCAUCAAGUACUUGCCAGCUGGACUCGUAGUAUUUUGGUUGGUUCCAUCCCUAGGUAAAAUAUGUUUAUACCUGUUAUAAUUAAUGUCACAUCCAUGUACAUUUUAACGAGUAAUAUUUUGUUAGUCAUGGGUUUGUAAAGCAACAUUUAUGUAUUCAUUUGUAGAAGUACUUGUUGGCAUCAAAUAUCUCUUAAUUUAAAAAUUCUGUAUAUUUUAUAUAGUUUUUCAAUUUUACAAUGUGAAAUUUUAUUUUCAAAGAAAUCACAAAAAAAGUGUAAAAGUGUUAAAUAAUAAAAAUAUUGUAACAUAAUAGGAAA